Messenger RNA from Emericellopsis atlantica, 2218 nucleotides. Its product is annotated as magnesium transporter NIPA-domain-containing protein. NCBI's taxonomy places the organism in Eukaryota, Fungi, Ascomycota, Sordariomycetes, Hypocreales, Bionectriaceae. The coding region runs from base 301 to 1917 and encodes 538 amino acids. Gene Ontology annotation, molecular function: magnesium ion transmembrane transporter activity. Gene Ontology annotation, cellular component: membrane. The transcript is spliced from 3 exons. The record is from RefSeq and is a predicted model, not a curated record. Gene Ontology annotation, biological process: magnesium ion transport.
UCACGUUGGACAAAGUAGCGCGAGACCUUUCCGCUGACGAACGUGGUACAGCUUCCCGAGCUCGUCUUUCACCAAAUCUUCCAAGUACUGCUAUUUGCGACUUAUCCGCGCCGGUCUCCACACAAGCUGUGACGUCGAGCUGUCAACAUCGAUCGAAGCUGCUCCCUCGGUUGCCAACUCGAACGUGGCCCGUCGACAUCGAUACCGAUAGACCCCUUGCGACAGACAACCUAAUGCAAUAUUCGAAGACAUAAUUUGCAUUCUUCGUCGCCAGAUGACCACAAGCCCGGAAACAGCGCAAUGGGCGACCUCUUGGGCGGUCUCUCGCCGGCCGGAGGCAUAGCCCUAGGUAUCAUUGUCGGCAUUCUUUCCACGAGCGUGCAGAGCGUGGGUCUUACAUUACAACGAAAGUCACACAUCCUCGAAGACGAAAAGGUGCCACACGAUGUGCGACGGCCGCCGUAUCGAAGGCGGCGGUGGCAGGUCGGCAUGGGCAUGUUCCUCGUCGCCAACAUCCUCGGCAGCUCCAUACAGAUAUCGACGCUGCCGCUCCCCGUCCUCUCCACGCUCCAAGCCGCGGGCUUGGUGUUCAAUUCGAUAUGUGCAACCAUCAUACUGCACGAGCCCUUUACCCGGUGGUCCUUGUACGGCACGACACUCGUGACCGCUGGCGCUGUCCUCAUUGCUAUCUUUGGCGCUAUACCGUCACCCGCACACGAUCUUCGAGAGUUGUUGGUCCUUCUGGGCCGACGACCUUUUGUGAUAUGGAUGGUCCUGCAAGGACUCUCUGUGGUGGCCAUCGCAGUGGUGAUGGAUGUUGUCAACGCAGUCUCAAGCCUUUCGCACGAUGCGAGGUUCCGUCUCGUGCGCGGUAUAGUGUACGGUGUUAUCAGUGGCAUGCUGUCAGCGCAUGCGCUUCUCUUUGCCAAGUCGGCCGUGGAGUUGAUCAUCAAGACGGCGAGCGGCAAGAACCAGUUCACGCAAUGGCAAUCUUGGAUGAUUGUCCUUGCGUUGGUGGCCUUGGCGCUCUGCCAGCUGUACUACCUACAUCGGGGGCUGAAGCUUGUUUCGACGUCCGUCUUGUACCCCUUGGUGUUCUGUGUUUACAACAUCAUUGCGAUCCUGGACGGCUUGAUCUACUUUGAUCAGACCAGCUUGAUUUCGCCGCUUCGGGCUUGCCUGAUCGCGCUUGGAACAGUGAUUCUGCUUGCUGGCGUGCUUGCUCUAUCGUGGCGGCUGAGCGAGGAACAGCAUGCUCCCGCUGUUGGCCAAUCUUCACUGGCGCCCGGUCUCGGGCUCAUCGAGGAUACGGAUGGUGAAGAAGAUUCGCUUCUUGGAUCUGGUUCUGCCGCGGACGACACUGAGUCUGGCUCAGGAUAUCAGACCUUUCCUACGAUCAACGGAGAUACAACACCGCUGACCCCUACCCGUAAGAAGGGCUUCAGGUGGGCCGAGCAGGCGGAAAUUUGGGGCGAGUUGGAGGAUCAGGAUGAAGCAACUACGCCAGUUAGUCGCUUGCGCUCGAGUACACUGCCAGGUCGAUCCGAGUCAUCGCCGCUUCUGUCACAAAAUCAGAGACGGUCAGUGAGUGGCGCGGCUAUACCCCCGACGGCGGUGUCCAACAGUCCGGGCGCGCCCACGACGCGUGCUGGGCGUCGUCGGCGAAAGAGCACCGGCUUUCCAGGCCUGGUGGCUCGCAGGAAUUCAAGGAAGAGAAACGACUCAAUAUCAGAGUCGCUUGGCAACAUACUCUCGCUCAAAUGGUGGAAGGAAAGAGGAAAGCCGUCGUCCACAGCGUCACUCCCCGCAGCAGCCGCGGGCCCGUCUGGUCUCACGGCGUAUCGAGACGAUGCUGAUGAGGACGAGCAGCAAAGCGGCGCACCAGCCGGCAGAAGACCUAAUGACUCCGCUGUAUGAUUACUUUGCACAAUUUCCUAGAGUUGGCGAGGCGAUUCAGGCGUACAAUAGAUAUACAUGGGCAUUGGAUAGCCAUUCGUUGGACACGACACAGUUUAUCUGGGAAAAAACUAUCAUUUGAUACCCAUUUCCUCUCCAUGCAGUUGCAAGAGAUGGCCCUCUUACUCUGUCAUAGCGAGCACUUGCUGCAGAUUCUAUUCUACCACGACGCCCCUUUGCGAUCAAGUUGGCGAUACCACUGUUUAUCCUUGCGGUCUUUCGAGAGGCAGGCCGUUGCCAGAAUAGAGACGGUAUCGAGGCC